UUACAUCCUCAAUUCACAUACGAUUGGUUCGAAAAUUCUAGCAAACUAGUGAGCGGGUCCCACUUCCCUUCUGCCCAUGGUCCAAUUUCACCGGCGCCCGCCGCCAAUUCUCAGGCCUUCCCCUUCCCCAAGUCUCCGUCACCAGAAAUUUCAAAAUCCCAUCACCUCUGCCGUAAACUUCUCGCAAAUUCCAUUGCUUGCUCGAGUGAAAUACCCUAGCGAUGGCCGCGAGACUCGCCCCCCGCCUCAGAUCUCAACUCCUCCACGCCGCCGCCUCGACAUCCCUCCGAUCCUCCAUCUCCGUCUCCGUCACCAGAUCCCCUCCCCUCAUCUUCACCCCGCUCUACGAAGUCCCCAACGUUCAAUUCGACGCCAGCUCGAUCACCGCCCUGCGGCUCCUCUCCACGGCCCGGCGCGGCCCGACCCGACCCAAGCAGGUUGACAUCGGGGCCCGCGCCCGGCAGCUCCAGAACCGCCGCCUCUGGACGUACGCCCUGACGUUCAGCUGCUUAGCCGGUUUCAUCGUCAUCGUUCUUAACCAAUUCCAGGACCAGUUGGUGUUCUAUGUGACGCCGACCGAUGCCAUGGAGAAGUACGCCGCGAAUCCUUCGAAGAACAAGUUCCGAUUGGGCGGGCUGGUCCUAGAAGGCUCCGUCGCGCAGCCUGCUUCCUCGCCUGAGAUGGAGUUCGUCAUCACGGACUUGAUUACCGAUAUCUUGGUCAGGUACCAGGGUUCAUUGCCGGAUUUAUUCAGGGAAGGGCACUCGGUGGUGGUGGAGGGAUUCGUGAAGCCCAUCACCGAUGACAUCAGGAAGGAAGUGUCUGGGAGGAGUGUUUCAGGGAAAGCCAGAACCGGGGAUUGCUAUUUUUCGGCAACAGAGGUUCUAGCAAAGCACGACGAGAAGUACAUGCCGCAGGAAGUUGCUGCUGCUAUAGAGAAGAACAAGAAGAUGCUCGAAGCGGGGGAAGGCUCUGUUGCGGGAGUUAAGGCAUCGUGAAUUUUGUUGCAGUAUAUUCUGAGUUUUCCUAUUGCCAGAUAAGAAGAUGGAAGCAGGGGAGGAUAUAGUCCUCUGGAGAUGAAGAGACAUUCGUUAUCAGUUGUCGGGUAAAAUUUGACCAGUGAUCUACAAUAAGCAUUAACAAUUCAUUCAAUUCUAACUUACUACCGUUAUAGCAUGUUCUAAAAUUGCUUGUGUAGUGCAAAAAGAGUAAAGAGAAAACGAUUAGCGGUCGGGAAUAGUUCGUGAGUUUUAUAGUAGAUGUCUAGGAGGAUGAAAUGAAGUUGUUCUCUUGUGGAGGCAAGAGGACAUUUUUCCUACAUUGUCAAUCACCAAUUUUGUUGUUGUAAUUCGAAUUCGACCCAUUGUUACCUUGACCAAGUCAGUCAGGGUGAGGACCAUUUGUUUGCAAUAAUAAAUCCACGGAGCAUUUCCGAUAUUAUCCA
Messenger RNA from Punica granatum (pomegranate), 1444 nucleotides. Lineage: Eukaryota; Viridiplantae; Streptophyta; Magnoliopsida; Myrtales; Lythraceae. The record is from RefSeq and is a predicted model, not a curated record.